AUGGUUUGUCUUCGUGGCACCUACUAUGUACUUAUGAUGAAUGGGAGAUUGCAGGGGGGAUUUCAAGGUGUUAAGGGUCUGCGCCAAGGAGACCCUAUUUCUCCAUUAUUGUUUGUCCUGGUAAUGGAAUAUCUCACCCAUUUACUGCAGCUAGGAGCUACUCAGUCUAAGUUCAAGUUCCAUCCUCUGUGUAAAAGUCUCAAAAUAAUAAAUCUCUGCUUUGCGGAUGAUUUAAUCAUCUUCUGUAAGGCAAAUAGAGACUCAAUUCAGUGUGUAAAGCAGAUCUUUGAGGACUUCUGUAGCAGCACAGGGCUGAAGGCUAAUCACAGCAAAUCACAUGUCUAUUUUGGAGGUAUUCCGAACUUAGAAAAGGGUCAUUUACUUCAGAUUUUACAGAUUAAAGAGGGAACAUUUCCUCUUAAUUAUCUUGGUGUUCCAAUGAGACCAACAAAAUGGAAAGUGGCUGAUUGUGAUGUGAUUCUAAAAAAUAUUAAACUUAGGCUUCACACUUGGGCUAGUAGGCACCUCUCUUAUGCCGGGAGGACUCAACUUAUAAAUUCUGUUCUAUUGGGGUUGUGUAACUAUUGGAUGAAUAUCUUCAUGCUCCCUCAAAGUGUUAUCAAGGAGAUUGAUAAACUUUGCAUGUGGUUCUUGUGGGGUAACAAUGGAACCCGAAGUAACUUCCAUCGAGCUUCUUGGUCCAAAGUCAGCUUGCCUAAAGCUUAUGGAGGUUUGGGUUUUGGUGAAGGAACAAAAUGGAACAAGGCUAUGCUUGCUAAGUAUAUUUGGGCUAUUAGUCAUCAACCUGAGGCGAUGUGGGUUAAGUGGAUCAACGCUGUCUAUUUAAGAGGUCAAAAUUUCUGGAAUUAUCAACUUAAAGCUGAUUCUAGUUGGUAUUGGUGCAAACUGUGCCAUAUCAGAGAUGCCUUUACUGAAGUGGGCAUAGAUGCGGUAGCUAGUCAUGGUUACUUCAAGAUUGGUUUGUUCUAUAAAAGAAUAAUCCACCAAGAGCAAAUUAAGUAUCAUCAUUUUGUGUGGAAUAGGAUGAGUGUGCCUAAGCAUCGUUUUAUUAUUUGGCAAGUGGUAAAUGACAAUUUACUCACCCGAGACCACUUGCAAAAGGUGCUUCAGCAUCUUGACAGCAGCCUUUGCCCAGUUUGUUGUCAACUUGAAGAGAGUCAUGAACAUCUAUUUUUUCAUUAUAAAUGUUCACAACAGGUAACUCACAUUAUUCAAACUUGGAUAGGCUGUAAGUGGCCUCUUCGGCUCAAAGAUUGGACUUGUUGGAUUGAAGAUAGGAGGAAGGGUGUGAAGUCAGAGGUAAUGGCAGCGGUGUUUUCAGCAACUAUAUAUCAUGUUUGGCAAAACAGGAAUUCUUGUAUUUUGAAUGGAUACUCAUUUAGGGUGAAUGUUAUUGUUGAUAUGAUAAAAAGAGAUAUAGUGCAUAGAGUUAGCUUUUUCUCUCAAAAGAAAAUGACAGCCAAUGAGAGACUCUUUGUGAGGAAUUUAUGUUCAUUGUAA
Humulus lupulus (European hop) is the source of this 1521-nucleotide messenger RNA. RefSeq lists its product as uncharacterized. Lineage: Eukaryota; Viridiplantae; Streptophyta; Magnoliopsida; Rosales; Cannabaceae. The record is from RefSeq and is a predicted model, not a curated record. The transcript has a single exon. Bases 1 to 1521 code for a protein of 506 amino acids.